Messenger RNA from Aphis gossypii (cotton aphid), 989 nucleotides. RefSeq names its product coiled-coil-helix-coiled-coil-helix domain-containing protein 2 (gene Chchd2). Lineage: Eukaryota; Metazoa; Arthropoda; Insecta; Hemiptera; Aphididae. Gene Ontology annotation, cellular component: mitochondrion; nucleus. Bases 311 to 742 code for a protein of 143 amino acids. The transcript has 5 exons. The record is from RefSeq and is a predicted model, not a curated record. Gene Ontology annotation, biological process: mitochondrion organization.
UUCGCCGUAGAUACCCGCCUAUCCCCACCAAAAACGAUGACAACAUAGUGUUGGAGAACCUUCUAGAAAAAAAAAGGUUUCGCAAUCUCACUACGACUUCACAGCUGUUUUCCCCCACCAAUAUCAAUAAUUAACUUUUUAUUAUAGUCCACACAUUGUAACUCAACAGCGGUACGGUCUACGCUUUUACAUAACCAAAAUUGAAAACUUCUGAGAGAGACAGCAAGUGAUUCGAAUUCCUUCAAUCAAGCCGUGAAGUCGUAUUUUAUUUGUGAAAUUUAUUUAAUUUUUGUGUAAACCUAACUACAAAAUGGCCAGACGUGGACGUUCUCCGUCGCCUGCACCCAGAAGGUCUGCUGUCCCAGCUAGAACACAGCAACAUGCACCAGCACCACAACAUCAACCAACACAAGUAGCACCAGCUCAACCACAACAACCGGGAUUAUUUGCCCAAAUGGCUGCUACUGCUGGAGGUGUUGCUGUUGGUUCUGCCAUUGGUCACACAGUUGGUCAUGCAGUCACUGGAAUGUUCGGCGGUGGUGGUUCCCGCGAUGAGGUUCAACCUCAACAAGUUCAACAAGCUCCACUAAUGCCAGUGGAACAAAGUAGCCAACAAGGUGGUGCUUGCGCUUUUGAAAUCAAACAAUUCUUGCAGUGUGCACAAAACAAUGAUGAUAUUUCUUUGUGUUCUGGAUUUAAUGAGGCUAUUCGUCAAUGCAAGGAAGCUAACCGUUUAAUGUAAUUAAGAAACUGAUGAAGUGAUAAUUGUGGAAGUAGUUGCAAAAUUAUUAUAAACAAUGUACUCUUAAUGUUAAAAUAUAGAACCGGUACUACACAAAUUGUUUUUUUACAUUAGUUAUUUUAUAUAUAAUCUAUAGGUCAAUGUUAUUGACUAGACAUUUUUAGUUUUUGUAUGCUUACUGUAAGUUAUAGUUAAAAACUAAGAAAAAUGUUAUAAAUAAAUUAUAAUAAACAAUAUUAUAAUUUAA